AUGGUCCGCGAUGACAAGACCACGCCAACUCGACACGAAACUGGUUUCGCCAAGUGGCUUGCCAAACCCGACAUGACAGGAGGUGUGGUCAUUGCGCUACAACAACCUGCCAAAUCGCAGGUCUUCACCGCAGAUGUGGAAUGGGUUAGAGACGAAUGUGCCUCAUUGGCCUACCUGAACAAGUGUCUCGAAUUUGUGGAAAGCACCGGCGGUAUGAAAACGACGAGCGUCUUCGAUGCGUUCCCAUUCAUCAUCGAGAACAUUCCCACAGGAGAACUAGCCAAUGAAGCGAGAUGUGCAUACAAUACUUUUCGCUCUAUGGUAGAUGCGAAAAAGCCCGAGGUUCUAUUCGCUUGCUGGCGAAUCCACGGUCACGACCUUUUCUUUUCCGGGAAAGGACCGGGUAAAACCAAAGACAUAGAUCGAUUAGAGUUUGCGAAUGGCCACGUUGUCCGUGUCGUGAACGGGUUCCAUCCUAGCUAUGUGGCCAACUACUGUCCAAAUGAGAGCUGCUUCCGAAAACUGUUCGCCAUGGAGCUGUGUAAGGCAUUCUGUGAGCUGAAUGAAGCUUGGCAGGAAGAUACCUGGAUGGACGAUCUGAGAAGAACGUGCCGGCUACGAACUGGGCAAUUAAUGAAAGAAAAGGGUACAGACGGCGAGCAGCUUAACACGGAAUCAGGUCGCAGGCUUCGAAGAAGUACAGCGGUAAACACUGCUAGCAAAUACAAGGCAUACACUAAGUCCUUCGAUAACGGUAUGGGUAGCAUUUUCAAGAUCUUCAGCCAUAUGGUAUCCUCGAAUUACACGUCCCAAAGCACGUGGGAACUCUAUAUACUAUUUGUUUUCAACCACAAUACGUCGGAAGGUAUUUGUGAUACUCUCCUAGCCGUGUCUGAGGCGAUGGGGCAAUUUGCAUCUGAAACCUCAAUGAGAGAGCCCGCGCUCGUAGAGCUUGGCAGACACAUCAGUCAGCAGACACUCAAGCUCGUCAAAGACGACGUUCCAGAUCUACUGGUCUAUAAGCGAGGCUUAUACAAGAAUCUCUGGAGUAACCGGUUUCUGUCGAAUAACUCUCGAGGACUGAAGAGGAGUUUGGAGGGGAUAACGGUGCGUUUCAUCGAGGAUCUGACGGAGUCGUUUUCGGAGUCGGCAACGGGCUGGACGUAUACUCCACAGCUGGUGAAUGAUGCUUUCAAAGAACUUGCUGUUAGCUUCGAAAAUGCUCUAGGAAAGGAGUAUGAUGAGCAUCAACAGGCCUUGGCUGCCAGCACCACGACUGGUGUUGCUAACCUAAGCGCGUCCUUGUACGCACUAUCGAUCGCGAGCACUCAAUCGCCGGCUUCAGCAACUUCAGCUACGAAUAGAACACCAACACGGCCAUCUCUCACAGACAAUUGCUUCAGAUGCAGCCAACGCGGUCACUGGUCCAGGGAGUGUCCCAACCCUCCUGUCAAAAGCACCACACCGCCUACAUCUCCAUCUAGCCCGAGAUGUUAUAAGUGCGGUAAAGCUGGCCAUUAUUCCAAUGCUUGCCCGAGUCCUCGCAAGGGAAGUGCCACAGCGCCCACCCGGACGAAUUCGGGUGAUAAAUGCUUCAACUGUAAUGAAUUUGGGCACUGGUCUGGCCAAUGCCCCCGCCGUAGGCAAGGUAGCUUGACGCCGUCGAGAUCUAGAUCUGGUGACAAGUGCUAUUCGUGUGGCGAUACGGGCCACUGGUCCAGCAACUGCCCGAGGCGCACGAACAAAUGA
Messenger RNA from Truncatella angustata, 1749 nucleotides. RefSeq lists its product as uncharacterized. The record is from RefSeq and is a predicted model, not a curated record. The transcript has 2 exons. NCBI's taxonomy places the organism in Eukaryota, Fungi, Ascomycota, Sordariomycetes, Amphisphaeriales, Sporocadaceae. Gene Ontology annotation, biological process: positive regulation of cytoplasmic translation. Gene Ontology annotation, molecular function: zinc ion binding; single-stranded RNA binding; mRNA binding. The coding region runs from base 1 to 1749 and encodes 582 amino acids. Gene Ontology annotation, cellular component: cytoplasm.